GAAGAGAGAAAGAAACUGAAGCAGCAGCAGAGAGAAAAACAAUGGAGGGAGGCGGAAGUGGCGGCGGCGGCGGCGGCGGCGUUAGGCUUCAUGUCGGAGGAUUAGGAGAAAGCGUCGGGAGAGACGAUCUUCUCAAGAUCUUCUCUCCCAUGGGCUUCGUCGAAGCUGUUGAAUUUGUCAGGACCAAAGGUCGCUCCUUUGCUUACAUCGACUUCUCUCCCGCCUCCGAGAACUCACUCACUAAGCUCUUCUCCACGUAUAAUGGAUGUAAGUGGAAAGGAGGGAAGCUGCGGCUGGAGAAAGCGAAAGAGCAUUACAUGGCUCGCUUGAAGAGGGAAUGGGCAGAGUCAGCUUCUGUUUCUGCUUCUUCUGAUGACACUGUUAAAGCUCCCGAGAAGUUAACUCCUUCCACUCACCUUAACAUCUUCUUUCCCAGACUCAGAAAGGUGAAAGCUAUGCCACUAAGUGGAACUGGCAAACAUAAGUAUAGCUUCCAGCGUGUUGCGGUGCCUUCUCUUCUUCCCAAGACCUUUUGCGAUUGUGAAGAGCACUCUGCUUCUCUCACUCCUCAGGAAACUCAUGCCCGUGAUGUGGAAGCGCUUAAUGUGGGGAUAAAUGAAGAAGAGGUGAAUAUUAUGAACUCCGUGAUGAAUAAGCUUCUUCAGAAAGACGACAUCGUCAUCAAUGAGAAAGAUGACAUCAUCGUAGAUACCAAAGAUAACAUUUUGAUCAAUGUGGUAUCUAAUGGGAAGGACAUGAUGGACGCAGAGCUGAGUAACUUGUCAAGAAAACGGAAAUCAAUGCUCGAUCAAACACCAGCAGAAGGAUGUACUGAGGGACAUAAGGGGAACAACAUUCAUCCAAACAAAAAGAGGCAAUCAAUCAUCCCAGAGGGAAGUGGAAGACAGGAAGCUUCACAGGCCAUACGUGAAAAGAAGAAACCUUCUGAAGUCGAUCCGGAUGAACCAAGCAGGACAACAGGCGUCAAGAAGUCGAAUGACAAUAUUUCCUGGUCUCAAAAGUCUUCCUGGAAAGCACUUGUGGCCAAUGGAAACAGCAGUAAUUUUAGCGUAUCCAGUUUUUUGCCAGAUGUUAGCUCCAGUAAAGCAGUACAACCUGCAUCAGACACUGAUGUUGAAGGUUCAGACCAUUCAGAGUCAGAGGAUACUGACGUUGUAGAUUCAGACCACUCAGAGUCAGAAGAUAAUGACGUUGAAGGUUCAGACUACUCAGAGUCGGAAGAUGCUGAUGUUGAAGGUCCAGACCACUCAGAGUCAGAAGAUAAUGGCGUUGUAGGUUCAGACCACCCUGAGUCAGAAGAUGAUGAUGUUGAAGGUUCAGAGCACCCAGAGUCGGAAGAUGCUGACGUUGAAGGUUCAGACUACUCAGAGUCAGAAGACGCUGACGUUGAAGGUUCAGACCACUCAGAGUCAGAAGAUGCUGACGUUGAAGGUUCAGACCACUCAGAGUCAGAAGAUGCUGACGUUGAAAGUUCAGACCACCCAGAGUCAGAAGAUGCUGACGUUGCUGACAUAGAUGUGGAUGCUGAGACAGUGGAACUUGCAGCAAGCACCGAGGGCGAUAGUGAGGAUGGAAGUUUGAACGUGGAAAAGGAUGAGAAUGUGGCAGAUGAUUUGAAUGCAGAAAAGGAAAGCUUAGUCUUGGAAGAUAGCGUGGAUCAUGAUGUGAACGAAGAAGAGACAAAGAAAGGACAGCUGGAAGAUAGUAAGAAGUCAGCAGGAGCCUCAUCAUGGCUUCAGAAGGCUUCUUGGACUCAGCUGGUUAGGGACCAGAAUGCUUCAUUCAGUAUUACUCAACUCUUCCCGAAUCUACCUCCUGAGAAGACCGAAGCAGAUAGAGUGAACAGCAGUGGAGAUGGCCAGUUCACCUACUCUAACAAGAGUGGAAGUGCCAAUGGUGUUGAGGCUGCGGGAGUCCACGGGGCUAGUAGUAGUACCCCUCUGAGAAGUUUAAAGGAGAAUCAGCAGAUUGUGAAGGCUAAGAAUGUGAGUGGAGGAAGUAGAUUGGGUGUGAAGAGGCCGAUUAGGAGAGAGAUUGGAUCAGGGGAGAGUUGCGCUUUUAUGAGAAGCGAGACUUCUGUGAGCGAGUGGAAAAGGGCUAAGAAGGCAUUGAGCGAGCCAAGCAGAAAGAAGAAAAGUGAAGAAUGAGUUGGAUUGUAACAGAUCUAUAGGCUCUUCAGAUUAUGUAUUCAUCUACGGUUUUUGUGUUCUUUAUACAUUUUGUUCUCUUUAUACAUUUUGUGCUCUUUAUUUAAGUUAUUCACGUUCACUGGU
Molecule: messenger RNA, 2294 nt
Organism: Brassica napus (rape)
Lineage: Eukaryota; Viridiplantae; Streptophyta; Magnoliopsida; Brassicales; Brassicaceae
Product: protein REPRESSOR OF SILENCING 3-like
Exons: 4
Coding region: 42-2168 (708 amino acids)
Cellular component (GO): nucleus
Molecular function (GO): RNA binding
Source: RefSeq, a predicted model, not a curated record